Emiliania huxleyi CCMP1516 is the source of this 1275-nucleotide messenger RNA. RefSeq lists its product as hypothetical. Gene Ontology annotation, molecular function: oxidoreductase activity, acting on single donors with incorporation of molecular oxygen, incorporation of two atoms of oxygen; metal ion binding. NCBI's taxonomy places the organism in Eukaryota, Haptophyta, Isochrysidales, Noelaerhabdaceae. The transcript has 5 exons. Bases 255 to 1010 code for a protein of 251 amino acids. The record is from RefSeq and is a predicted model, not a curated record.
GCACGUGGGCGUGGGGCUGGCAGCGCGCAUGUCGCCACUGGUGGUGCCCCUCGUUGUACUGGCCGACAAAGACGUGCAGCGAGGAGGAGGCCGCCGUCUACGGCUGGCGAAACGCAAAGCUCGCCUUUCGCGGCACCCUGUCCGCGGUGGUGACGGGAAUCGACCACCUUUACGGCCUCCACCUCAGCGUCGCCAACGCGAUCAUCACCGCCAACGUGGAGGAGCUCGAUCCCGAUCACCCUCUCCGCCGACUGAUGACGCCGUUUGGGUACCGCACCGCCGCCAUCAACUGGCGCGCGUCCUUUGCGCUCGUCAACGAGUUUGGGCUGCUGCACCGCGCGAUGCCCUUCACCAAGCAGGGCCUCCGGCAGCUCUUCGACUUUGCUCGCACCUCGAGCGCGGGCAUCACCUGGGCGACGAUCACAGCGCGGCACGCGGCCAAAGGCGUUGACUCCGUCACGCUGCCCCUCGACGAGGAUGGCGACGAAUACUACCUCCUUCUCCGCCGCUUCGUCUCCGACUACCUGGUGAAAUACUAUCCGUCGGGCGAGUGCGCCGCCGACGCAGGGGUGCAGGCCUGGCACCGGCGAGUCAACCGCAUCGCGCCAAACCACGACGUGCCGUCGGUGGACUCGUGCGACGCGCUGGCCGACAUCCUCGCGACCUUCAUGUACCUGGUCAGCGCCGGCCACCGGCACGUCGGCACGAUCGCCGCCGAGCUCGAGGACCCCUGCUGGGCGCCUUGGAGCUGGCGCGACGGCGACUUCUGCGGCCUCCCUCGCACGGCCUACACGCAGACGGUCAUCAUGGCGCUAACCUCGCACGAGCAGCCACGCAUCCUCGACGACUACUCCCACAUGUUUCUUGACGCCGAGGCUGGCAGCAUGUGGACGAACCUCACCGCGUCGCUGCGCCGCUUUGGAGACGCGGUCGAGGCGCGCAACCUCCAGCGGCGGAGGCCCUACCGGGUGUUUAUCCCGUCCCAGAUCGAGACGUCGGUCGCCAUCUAGGAGGAGGGUCGAUCUGGAGAGAUGUAGCCGAGACGUACAUAGAACACCUACUCGAGUAAUAAUAGCUGUGACCUGUGUCGAGAACCAAGACGAAAGUGGGUCUAUACAAAUGGGCAAGUUCUCGCCACGACCGUGACCGUUAAGAGCACGAAAGCACCGCCGGUCGGCAAGUGCAAGUGUGAACAUCCCUAUGUUUGUCAUUGUGCGUCUUGGGGGCCCGGGGUUCGGGGUGUGUUUUUGCGUGAACAAGACUCAAGAGGUCGCU